UUAUAUCGAUGUAAGAUAUCACACAUUAUCGACACCACGUUAUUUAGCAUGUGUCUAGGAUUUGGAUAAAUAAAAGUGCAAUUAUUCACAAACAAAAAUGCCUAAACACAAAAAGUUCGAUUCCGACGAAGACAGUGAUGCUGAAGAAGAGAGAAGUGAUCUGGAAAGCGAGAAAGAAGAAGUAAGAAGUGAAGAUGAAGAUUUACUGGUUGAGAGUGACUCAGACGCGGAACCUGAGGACAUCUCGUUCAGCGCAGGGAGAACUGCAGCUCUCACCAAAGUCAAGGAUACCUUGAAACAGAUGGAAGGAGAGAGGGUGAAAUUAAAAGAAAAGAGAAGAAAGCAACAGGAAAUGCAUAUGCUUCAGAAGAAACAGAAGCUGGAUGCCUUGUCCCAAAAGCGACUUCCAGAUAACCUGCUACAAAGUUUGUCAAAAGGACCUGUGAUAAAAAGGAGGAAAGACGGAAUGACAGAAGGUCAAGAGGUAGAGGAGAAAGAACGACUGUCAGGGGAAGAAAAAGAUGAUGAAGUUGAGGAGCAGGGUUACGUCCCUCUCAAUUCCAGCAGUGCCAACUUUGAAGUGUUGUCGUUAAAGCAUGAUCUGAAGUCGCUCAGUAACAAAACCCAGACAGCCGCAGAGUUCAAGCAGGCACUCCUGUACGGAGGCAGAAUACACAGGGAAUCAGUUAAGGCUCAGCGUGCAAAGACAACAAAAAGGAAAGCCAGAUUCAAAUGAUACUAGCAGGAAGAUUAGCGGUGACUUUACUUCAGUGAAGAGCUUGAAAGAUUUGUCAUGGCUGUUAUCUUAUUGUUUUUCCGUGACACACACAUCCAUCAGAAUAACUGACACGCCAGUCUUAAAGGGAUAAUAACUCUUCGUAUGAAAUCUGCAUUUCACAAUAAAAACA
This is a messenger RNA of Lingula anatina, 908 nucleotides long. RefSeq lists its product as uncharacterized. The record is from RefSeq and is a predicted model, not a curated record. Lineage: Eukaryota; Metazoa; Brachiopoda; Lingulata; Lingulida; Lingulidae.